GAAACAAGCCUAGAGUACUGUGCCAGCAGGGACUCAAAACUAAUGCCUUGUCUGAAGUAAUACCAUAGAAGUAUUAAUUCUACGUAUUUUCUUGUAGGUUUUUAAGAUUUUCUGGAGAUUUUCUUGCAGAGCAAUGCUGAGGUAGCUUUCUGUUUGCCUUCUGCUGCAGAAUAAGAUGCCUAGGGUAUCUUCAUAGAUCUGUGAAUAUCAGAAUGGCAAAAAUGUCAUAUAACAACUUCAGAGAAAGCAGACUGCAGUUCUCAGACUCACUUAAUGGCCAGCACUGGAUAUUCCUGAGAAAAGGCCUAGAUGACUUCAGAGGUGGCUUUCCUCCUUCAUCUGAAAACAUGAUUGUGUAUGGAAAAAAGCGACCAAUUAUCCUGAAAAGCAGCACAGUAAAAUCUUCACACACAGCUCCACGGAACAAAAGCAAGAAGUCCAGCAAAAUACAGCUUUCUGAAGAGCUCACUGGUAUCUUCAGUCCCAACAUCUUAUUUAACAGUAAGGCUGACUGUGAACGUGAGAACCAAACUCUUCAGGAGGUGCAGGAUCAUAUGGAGGACAAGCAAAUGAAAGUAACAAAUUGCAAGAUACUAGCACGCAGCAAGGAGUCUCGAGGCAAAAAAACAAGUACUUCUCUUUCCAAGAAGAAGGUAGCAGCAAGAGAAAAAGAGGCCACACAGGGUAACACAGCUCCACUUAACAAAUACGUAAAGCAAGUAACCAAGCAUUUUUGUGAUUGGGUUAUGUCUUUGGGAGGAGGGAACUGGAAUAUUGAUGAAGACACACUCAGGAGUUUGCUCAGCACCAGCCGUGAAAGGGAGGCCACCCUCCCUACACCCUUCUGUGCUGUGAAACUCGAUGUGCAACCAAAGCAGUCAAAAAGCCAAGAGGCUACACCUCCCAAGAUUGCUGUCAGGAGUUCUCAUCAACUAGGGUGCCACGUUAAGGAGAUGGAAGUCGCACAGCUCUACAGUACGCAGGCCUUUAAGGAGUUCCUGGAAAGAAAGGGCUACCGAAAGCCUCAGUUCCUUCUGAAAAUGCUGGUUGGGAGAAAUGAUAAUGGAGCUCAAGAGGAGAUGUUCAAAGCUUGUAAGAAGUGAUGUCCAAUGAGAUAAGAUGAGAAAAGCUUCUUCCACUACUGCUAACACAGAUUUCUAAAUUCUCUUUAGCUGAGCAGAAGCUAGCAGCUGAGCUGUUCCUUAAACGUUCUUACAUCAGAGUAAACAUAAAGAUCGUUUUGAUAUAUAUAAUUUUUCUGACAUAGACAAGUAGUUUGAAAAUCAGUCUCGGACCACCAAAUUGUUGGCAUAAACCAUUUAGGUAUCUUAGCAGUUCAUAGGAAGGCUGAAAGGCACUCUAUAUCUUGUGUGCUGUAACAUACUGGCUUAAUCAAAAACCCUGGACUACAGUCAACUUACCACUUUUUGAGCAUCCACGUUGUACUUACUGCUUCAAUCUAUAUUACCAGCAUCCCUUUGAGAAUGAAUUGUAUGUUUCGUCCUGUUUUAGUGAUGAACAAAGUUCUACUAAGGAGAAGGUGUUCACAUCUGUUCAUUUUAUUCGGGGUCUCAUAUCUUAAAUGACUUUGCAGCAUUGGAUGUACAAGCUGAGUCACUUGCUGGAUGGAUACCUAUGAGAGAGGUUUCAUACCACGGGCUUUCUGUUGCAUGCGUGGCACUUUAUAGAUCAGAUGAAGCUUAGGGGCUCAGGGCUCUAGCAACUGAGGCUUCAGCUGGUGCCUGCUCGUCUGCCAACAAUGGUAGCAGUUAAAUAGGAGUCCCCAUUCACUCACUCACUCAGCUGUGACUGCUGCUGUAUCUGAGCACAAGCUGUACCCAACGCAGUCACUUGCAGGCAGUCUGCAGUAAGGCCUAGAGCUGAACUUGGUCUCCCAAAAUCUGGGCUGUUACCUGCUCUAGUGACCAUCUGCCCCACUCAGUUGGGAUUCGGCACAUGUAUCAAAUCUGAAUGAUUUCAAAGUUGUUUACCUCCACCUUACUUGGAAUUGGGAAUUUCACAUUUAGACAAAUAGUUCCAGAAUGGUGGCAGAGCCACAGUGACUGCUGGCUUUGUGUAGCUGUAACUGUAAGGGCUGCUUAGGCAGAUGAAAUGCAGCCUAAUCAUGACCUUUAAACAUCACACCACUCCAACAUGAUGGAGAAACAUCUGCUUCAGAACUUCCAAGGUCAACAUUUUUGUGAGACACAUUUCAAUGAGCUGAGUACCUAAUCAAUAUAUUCUUCUGGACAGCCAUGUUGGUACACUGCAGAAGUCUUUUUGCCUCAAUUUCGGUUCCUUAUUUCUUUGAAUUGGCUGUCUUUUGCAGGAAGGAGGGGGAAGGCUGGUAUUUUUCUAAGUUCAUUUUACUUAACUCUGGUGUAUUGUUAAUUUAUGCCUCAGUCUGAUUUCCCCCUUUGAUUUCCAAAACUAGGCCUCUAUAAGAUUACUUUAUCUUUAGGAGAGCUAUCUUGCAUACAAAUCAAGGAAGCCCCCAGCAUGCCCAAAAGGUAGAUUUUUCCAUAGUGCGGGGAAAUUCUUACCUGCAGAUCGUAAUGUUGAGAGGGAUUUUAGGUGUUACUUGGAUUUUUAAAUCCCAGUCCUGCACAGAAUCAGGGUGCCUUGAAGCUGCACCAUUAUGCAGAGCUGAUCCUAAAAUAAUAAAUCAUUCUCUAUCUGUCAGAGGUUCUCCAAGUGCAUCACACUAUUUCAUUCUAAGUAUUUCAGGAGCCUUCACCUGAAAGUAAAGCAGUUGCUGAGGGAGAGCUUCUUUUGAAGUAGGCAAUAAUAUAAUUAUAGACUUGGCUUUUUCUUAUGAACACCACUGGGACAUAACAGACUGCUGCAGAAAGAAGUUUAUUUAACGUUGAAUUAACAAAGCUAAAACUAUGAUAAUUUCUUUUGCUGUUUUGUUGUUAUUGCAAUAAUGUGUGAAGCCACGUAAGACCUUUUCAGAACAGCCUAAGCCUUUGCAAUCAACUUCUGCCAACACUGAGGAACACAUUAGCCAUCCCAAAUACAACAUUGGACACCUUAUGCACUCACAUACAUUAUGUCUAUGGACAAUACCAGAUGUAAUCCAUUUAAAUGUAAUGGACAGUACAGAAUCAGCUCCUUUAUUUGGUGGAGGUUUCUUAUAUGAACAGAAAUAAAGACAGUUGUAGAAAAGGGAAUGAAUCUCUAACUAAGGCCCCUACUCUUGCAAUUGAGGCAGCUUCAUAGGAUUAUAUUUUUUUUGCAGCAAAACAAGGAACAACAAAUUCAAGCCAGCCUGAUUGUGUUCAACCUCAAUUGAACUGAGAACACAUCAUUAUCAGUGAGUAAGUGUGGGAAAUGAAAAAAAAUAGAUAUAUGGUUUACUAUUGCUAAAAGGGCUGGGAUCUUGGCACCUACUUACUAUAUCUAAGUGAAGACUGUAAGCUUACGAUAGCCGUAGCCCUAAAAGGAUACAGAAUGCUCAAUUACAAAAAAAAAAAAAAAAAAAAAAGUUGAAAUCUGAAUUCAGUCUCACACCUGAUUUUUCUCUCAAAUAUGAUUGUACAAUAGAUUUUAAUAAU
Gallus gallus (chicken) is the source of this 3557-nucleotide messenger RNA. RefSeq lists its product as uncharacterized. Bases 213 to 1103 code for a protein of 296 amino acids. NCBI's taxonomy places the organism in Eukaryota, Metazoa, Chordata, Aves, Galliformes, Phasianidae. The record is from RefSeq and is a predicted model, not a curated record. The transcript is spliced from 7 exons.